GGAAGAUUUAUUUACAAGAAAAUACAAAUAAAAAUUAAUGACUCAAAUAUAGUACUUUUAACUAUAUUUUUUAUGUGUUGGUAUAUAUACCAAAUUUUAAACAUAAAAUACUUUCAAUAUAUAUCUAUUUUAAAACAACAUAAAAAUAUUGUUUUGCCAUUUACAACCUCUUUGUUUGAUGCAACUAUUUUAGAUGCAAUUAUUAUCCAUAUCUAUAGAAUAUUUAAUUAGUAUAAUCAUUUUUAUUGAUAAUUCAAAAAUUACAGUUUUUUAACUUUGUUAUCAAAUAAUUUUAAAUACAGUCAUUUUGAUUCGUGUUCGCACGGGGUUAACACUAGUUAAGAUAUAACUCAAAAGAUGGUGAAGAUGAAUCCCAAAACCAUAGUUACAAACCUCCUCCUCUUACUCCUCCUGCAAAUCUCCAACUUCUCCAUCGUUGUCUUCUCUCUGGAGCGGUUAUAUAGGAAACCUUAUAAAUCGGAGUUUAGCAUACGACCAAGCACUGUCACACGUAUCGUCGUGGCCAACGAAUUAUGGGGUCUUAAGAACGGUAACGCUGGCUUUGUAUGCGCUCACGGUCCCAAGGUUUGGCGUAAAAGCAAUCCGGGAGACCGGUACAUUGUAAUCGAGUUCGAACACACUGGUAUUACAAGGUAUAAAUUCGUACAUUGCCAUCUCCGGUCGAGUCGUGGGUAUGUCAAUGUUCCUAUCAAUAUUCACCCUGACACUUCUGCUAGGUGUUACCCUAGUUAUAAAUGCCAUUAUUUUAUUAGAAAAGAUGGAGUUUAUUACAAGCCUGAGAAGAAGCUCUUCCCAUGGCUGCCGUUUCCACGCUCUAAAAAUGGAGGCCACGCCAAGGAUUAAAAGUGAUUUAUAGAUAUUGAUGAUGUAUUGUAAGUUUGUAACUUAUAAUAUAAUCUUGGUGAUCCACUCAAAAAAAGUAGAGACACCUAAAAUUAAGAAACUAUCCCAAACACAUAAAAACUCUAGUUUCUAUAGCAAUUUACAAGUAGAACACAGUUUUAUCCCUGCCCAAACUCUCGUCCCGUUUCUCUUUCUUUUCCAACUUCACUUCUACACUUUUCUUUCUCUCCCUUUUUCAAUUGUUAUUGAAAAAUCUUCUUCUCAAAUAAAUUAGUUUUCUUCUUCUUCUCCCUCAAUCAUCACUUACUUUAUUUUCUGCACCAAUCAUACGCUAACCUUCUCCUCUUCCAUAGUUUGUCAUCGUCACCAUCACUAUCACAUCAGAAUAGUAUUAUUUGAAGCCAUAUGUAUGCAAAUGAAUCACAGAUUCAAAGAGAACCAAGAUUCCAAACAUGAGUUAUGGGAUUUCAAUUCCAAUCACGGUUAGAGAUUUUUUUCCCCCAGUUUAUAUAUCUCUCAUCUAAUCUUUCAAAACUGAAAUUCAAUGGAUGAAUUAUGGAUUGUGAUAUAUUCUACAUGGAUAACAAUUAAGUUAAACAAGUAAUCUAUUUUAUAGCAUCUAACAAAUUAUGUAUAAGCUAAGUCCAGUUAUUUUUGGACAUCUCACCAACCAGUUUAAAAAGCGUCUCGUCUAAAAUGUUUGAUAACAUCUAACUAAAAUCAUAGUUGCUAAUGAUUAAGUUAUCAUGGUUAACUAUUAAAAAACAUCUAACAAACUUUGUAUCAUAUGAAAAAAAAUUUUUUGUAACAAAAGAAGUUCAAUGCUAACCUUUAACUUAAGAUAUUAUAGAAGCUGUUAGUGGAUAACUUGUUUAUCAUAAAAAUAUACUUAUCAUGUAACAAUAUCAAUGAUCUCAAUGUUAUAUGUUAUUUACCAUGUAAAAAAAUAUGAUAGAUGUAACUUAUUAGUUUACUUAUCAUACAAUAAUGAUUAACCGUUAAAAAUAUAGAAGUUAAACAGUUAAUGGUUAAGUUAGCCUGAUAAUCUAUUUUGUAGCAUUUAAAAAAACAUAUAUAGCUAACUCAAGGUAUUUAUAAACAUCAUACCCACAUAUUUUGAAAAAUGUUAGCAUGUUUU
This is a messenger RNA of Brassica napus (rape), 2002 nucleotides long. RefSeq lists its product as uncharacterized. The record is from RefSeq and is a predicted model, not a curated record. The transcript has a single exon. The coding region runs from base 358 to 864 and encodes 168 amino acids. Lineage: Eukaryota; Viridiplantae; Streptophyta; Magnoliopsida; Brassicales; Brassicaceae.